Molecule: messenger RNA, 1362 nt
Organism: Penicillium longicatenatum
Lineage: Eukaryota; Fungi; Ascomycota; Eurotiomycetes; Eurotiales; Aspergillaceae
Product: proline iminopeptidase
Exons: 9
Coding region: 1-1362 (453 amino acids)
Biological process (GO): proteolysis
Molecular function (GO): peptidase activity
Source: RefSeq, a predicted model, not a curated record
AUGGCGGCCAAACUCAUUGAUAAACGACUUCACAAUGUUCCUGGCAAGAUGCAGGUGACAGAAUGGCUUUUCGAUGUUCCAGUCGACUACACCAAGCUGCCUAAAGAUGGCGGGGGUAUGAUGAGGCUUUUUGCUCGAAGUGUCUCACGUCUGGACAGUCCCGUUGAGCAGCAGCCCAAAGAAGAGAGCAAGGCUCCUAUCCCGUGGCUUCUCUACCUCCAAGGUGGACCAGGCUUUGGGUGUGGCCCCCCUCAAAAUUACAGUUGGGUUGAGCCAGUGCUCAGUAAGGGGUAUCAUAUAAUGUUCAUGGAUCAGCGUGGCACUGGUCUCAGCCAAACAAUUACAGCGGGAACUCUCGCGCGCCAAGGCAAUGCUAUCCAACAGGCUGAGUAUCUUAAACUUUUCCGCGCAGACAACAUUGUCAAUGACUGCGAGGUCAUUCGUCAGUACUUGACCAAAGACUACCCAGAGGGCCAACGGAAAUGGAGUAUCAUGGGGCAGAGCUUCGGUGGUUUCUGCGCUACCACUUAUCUUUGCAAAUACCCAGAAUCCCUGAAGGAAGCUUUUAUCUGCGCUGGUUUGCCUCCGAUGGUUAAUGACCCGGAUCCAGUUUACGCUCGGACUUACGAGAAGGUCCUUGAGAGAAACAAAGCCUACUACACCAAGUACCCCGAAGACGUAGAGCGAGUCAAGACCAUCAUGAAAUACUUGACAGCCAACGAGAUCGCCUUGCCUUCAGGACGGCUCACACCGGCUCGAUUCCAACAACUUGGCCUUCUGUUCGGUUUCCACGGUGGUAUCGAUAACGUUCAUGAUGUCGUUCUUCGGGCUUGCAAUGACCUGGAGAUGUUCGAUUCUUUCACGCAACCAACUUUAUCCAUAAUCGAUAGCAAUGGUGGCAUGGACAACAACAUCAUCUACGCCAUCAUGCAUGAGGCGAUUUACUGCCAAGAACGAUCAUCCCGAUGGUCUGCCGACAGAAAAAUAAAGCAAGACGUUCGAUUCAAAACCGAUGGCUCUCAGCCAGAGAUUUACUUUACUGGAGAAAUGGUCUUCCCAAAUAUGCUCGACUCGUACUCGGAACUUAACAAAGUCCGAGAGGCUGCGGAGAUCCUGGCUCAGACAGAGGACUGGCCUGCCCUUUACAAUGAGGAAACUCUGGCAAACAAUGAAGUCCCGGUCUACGCUGCUACAUACAUUGAUGAUAUGUACGUGCACUAUGAUCUUGCUUCCCAGACUGCUGCCAAGAUCAAGGGUAUUAAGCAGUUUAUCACCAACACCAUGUAUCAUGAUGCGCUGCGAAGCAAGUCCGGAGAGGUUAUGCGCCAGCUCUUCGCCCUGCGGGAUGAUACCAUCGACUGA